CACAUUCUUUGAUUGCCAUCUUGAACACCAGUUCCCAAAAUUCCGCAGUGGAAGAGAAGCUGUCGUGCUUAUGUUUUGCUGUGGCUUUUUGUAAUUAUUCGGGUUCGUGGAGCCACUGAGCCCGAGGAGGAAGACAGUCCGCUGUGUUGUUCAUUUUUUUUGGAUUGUGGGGGGGGCUGUGAAACUGGUAUCUGAUAUAGAGGCGGCUCGUUUAGACUGUUUUCAGAAUAGUGGGUGCGAUAAAAGGUGCAAAAUAGUCUGCCUUUGUUUUGUGUUGCCAUGGACAAGGAUUGGCAGGUGGAAUUCAGAAACGUGGGUCGCAGUUACUUCCCUCAGAGCAGAGUCGAGUGCCACUACACACUCAGCUCACAGCACAACUGGGUCAGCAAUGACUGGAUAGGGCUCUUCAAGGUGGGAUGGUCAUCGGUGAAAGACUACCACACAUUUGUUUGGGCAUUGGCCCCGGCUGACUAUCAAGAGGGCACAGAUGUCAACUGCUGUGUGCAUUUCCAGGCCUCCUAUCUACCCAAGCCCAGCUUGCAAGAAUAUGAAUUUGUAUACAUCGACUCUAAGGGGGAAGUGUGCUCCCGCAGCUCCAAAUUCAUUUUCUGUGCCCCGAAGCCACUUGAGGAUGUGGUGACCCUUGAGGAGGAGCCCCAUGGAGAAGAAGGCACAGAUAUGCUCCUGGUAGUACCCAGGGCUGAACUGCUGCAGAGCCGACUCCAGGAAUGUCUGCGAGAGCGAGCUGAACUGCUGCAGGUGCAGGAGGCUGCAAACAGGAAAAGGGAGAAAGAAAAGGAGGAGUACAAGAAGGCGAGGGAGGCCUGGGAAAGACGAUGCAAAGAGCUGGAGAAUGAUAUCACCAGGAUGCAGGAAGAGCUCAAGCAGAAUCACGAGAAGCUCGGGGAGAUGGAGAGGAAACAGAAGGAGGAGCAGGCUUUAGGAAACUUACUAGCCCAGGAGAAAUGUGCUUUAUUGGAAGCGAGGGAGGUGAGUGAAGUGCGAAUCAGAGAGUUGGAGGAGGACAUCAAAACCUUGACUCAAAGAACUGUGGAAAGGGAGGCCGAGCUGGAAAGGAUGAAGGAAAGAGCAAAGAGGGCUGGAGCUCAGAGGAAAGAAGAAGAGAGUGAGAGGAAAAGCCUGCAGACCAAGCUGGAACAGACAGAGAGUGAACUCAGAAGCCUGUCUAAGGAGUUUCAGGGUCUGAGGAACUCCCUAGCUCAGAGAGACACCAGUGUCCUACAGCUCCAAAACACCAUCACCACCCUCACCCAGAAACUGGCCACUGCCCACAGGAAAGAGGCGGAGAGCGAGGCAGCACUGAAGGAGAUGAGGAGCCUGCAGGAGCGUCUUAACGCGAGUGAGCAUGCUGCAGAGUGCUUGAAGAGUGAUCUAGGUGCCAUGGUGGCCCAGAGGGAUCACGGGCAGGCCGAAUUGCAUCAGGCUCGUCUGCAGGCUGCUCAACUCACACUUCAGCUUGCAGAUUCCAGUCUGGCCCUCAGAGAAGGAAGAGCGCAGUGGGCUCAGGAACGGCAGAACCUGCAGUGCACUUCUGAGAGGGACCGUAAGCAUCUAGAGAAACUCAAUACGGAGAUGCAGAGGAUGGAGGAGAGGCUGCAGGAGGAGAGGAUGGAGAGAGUGAAGCUGGAGGUUGAGCUUGGACGAGAGAAGGACUGCCACCGGGUUCAGCUGAGUGAAACUCGCAGGGAGCUUCAGGAGCUCAAGGCUAGCCUAAGGGUCGCCCAGAAAGAGAAGGAGCUGCUACUUGCAGAGAAGCAGGAGUUGAUGGAGUAUAUCUGUCAGCUGGAGCAGAGGAUUGGAACUGUGGUCAGUGCCAAGUGGAGUGCUGCCCCAAUUGCCACCACAGCAGGGCGCCCUGAGAGUGGGUUAUCUGACUCUGAGGAUGAGAACCCAGAGGCCUUGCAGCCCCUCCGUCCCCCCAGACCUCUGGGGCAUUACAGCCUAUGUGAGCAGGGCCAGCCUGACUCCUUGCUCCUUGCCACUCCUCCGUCCUCCCCCAGGGAGAUGGAGUCGAGGGCUGUGGUCAUCAACCAACCAGCCCCUUUCUCCUCACCACACCAGGCCAGAGUUGACACCCUGCCACACAGCUCUGAUUCGGAGGAAGAAUCUGAUGCACUUCAGGAAGGAAGGCACAGCUCUGGAGAGGAAACAGCACUUUUGCUGCCUGAGCACAGAGACAACAUUCUCAGUGAUCUGGCCGACACCUCGCUAUGGUAACCAGUGGACAUCUUGCCACGGCCACAACGGGAUCAAAAGGAGGAGAAGAGGCACUUUCCUGGAGUUAGUGUGGUUCCACGCUUCUUCCACUAACAGCACUCACUACAAAGACAAAAUGUUAAUAUGCAAUUUAUAUCUGCAGUGGACCUUGAUUGUUCUAGAUUGUCGUGUUAUUUGCCCAAUUGGUUUGUUGUUAGAAAUGACAUAAUGCUUGUGGUGGAGGGUCAACACCAUGUUUAUGACUGACAUAAGAUUGUAGCACAGUUUGUAGCAGUGGGCUUUUAGGCCUGGACUGUGGCGUUUGAGAGUUUGCAGGAUGUAGCAGAAUGAUUUCUGUUGAAUCAUUGCUGUGUCGAGAGCUUUACGACGGAUGUUAUGUCGUUUUUAUGACAUUUGUGAUUAGAAGUCAU
Messenger RNA from Monopterus albus (swamp eel), 2648 nucleotides. RefSeq names its product calcium binding and coiled-coil domain 1a (gene calcoco1a). The coding region runs from base 280 to 2238 and encodes 652 amino acids. The transcript is spliced from 15 exons. Lineage: Eukaryota; Metazoa; Chordata; Actinopteri; Synbranchiformes; Synbranchidae. Gene Ontology annotation, molecular function: transcription coactivator activity. The record is from RefSeq and is a predicted model, not a curated record. Gene Ontology annotation, biological process: positive regulation of transcription by RNA polymerase II.